GUGCAGCAGAAAACAAUUUCUCUCCCACACGCGCAGGGAGAAAGAUCGCUCACUCUCUCUCCUGCAGUGGAGUGCUGCUGGUGCCUCUGGAUUCUCUAUUUCCUCUCCUCCUCUGGAGGAACGGGCCUAAGAAUCUGCUAGAUUGUCCACGUCAAGUCAGACACCAUGUGAGCACCGGUCCUUGUCAACAUCAGUGAGGCAGAAUGCCGCUUCUGCGUGGGACCCUUGCAGUUGUUGCCCUCCUGUGUCUCUCUGGCACUGCAAAUGGAUUUUUCAGCGGGAUUUGGCCGAAACCAACCCCCCAGGGACAAGCAAAAGGAUGGAACAUACCCUUCGUUGGAAAAUUCCCAUCACUUGGUUUGGGAUCAUGGAGCUUUUUCGGUAGGCAAACGGGUUUAUUAGAGGGGUCUACCAGCCCCAGAUAUCCGGUAACCACAACCACCACUGAAAGAGUUCAAAGCAACAUUGUUCAGUUCAGCACCCCGCUGACCUUAAAAUCAGCACAACUGGCGACAAAUGAACCACUCAGGAACACACAGGGACUAAAAAGACCUACAUCUAUUUCUAACUAUGAUCUUGAUCUCUGGCCCCCCAACAAUGCCCCGAGCACAGAGAAGACACCACAAACAUCAUCUCUGCUGAUAACUCAACCCCAAACAUCAACUGCUCAGAUGAGCACAUCGAGAUUUACUGCAGACACAAGGAACAUUUACAGUCACCAAACCAUAACUACAGAAACUCCACCAACAACAGCAGAACACAAAUUACUGACAACUUCAUUUCAGACAACACCUUUAAUAACAUCAGCAAACCCAAAGCCAGAGCUAUCUACUGAACCUCUGACCACCACCAGCCCUGAACAAAACAUACUGGGGACAAAACUAAUUACCAGAGAGCCAAACUGGACACAAUUUAAGCCCACUGACAAAGCUCUAGAUGGAUUUAAAUUGGCAGAACAAACCACGGGCCCAAGAGAAGAGGAGAAAUUCCAAAGCAUUGGACCAGAAUUGUCUUCCACCCUGCCAACAGGAGGCCUUGCACGGGAGGAAGGAGAUUCGGGAAUGCGGAAGAGUGCUGAUCUGGCAACCCAGGAGCCACUUGAGCAGACAACAUCAUCUAGCACAACAACCCGCAGGAACACAGAAAUGCCCACCACGCCAUCUGAGGACUGGCUGACAGAUUUCUCCCAAGAAUCUGCACUGCCAGACUGCAAUGCAGAACGUUCCGGAAUAUGCAGUUCAAGUGACACAUGGCCCACCACUCUACCGAGCAGAAAUGACAGCACACUCUCACCCUCCACCAACAACUCUCAGAAUCCCAUCCUGCUUCCGAUGCCACCUAUGCUUGUGGCACUGCAUUCUGACUGGAACAGUGCCCUGGCAACGUGGGGUUCAGCGUGGGAAGCGCACAUUUACGGACUGGGCACUGUAUUCUGUUUAGUCGCCUUGGCCUCCACCCUAAACCUCCUCUGUUUGCCCCUACAAUAUCCAUCAGGCUGUGGCUACUUCGCUUUAGUCAGUCUCUCCCUAGUGGCUGCUGGCUGCUCUAGGGCAUUCGCCCUGAUCUAUGACGCAUACGGAUACCAGGACCGCAUGGCAUCUACCGAAGCUUCACUGUUACUUUAUGAAGCACCAUAUCCCUGCAUGACUGCAGCAUUUGGUCUGGUGUUCCUGCUCCUGUCAAUGCGAUCCCGCAUGCAGCUGUCUUACUCAGCCUUUCAAAGACCCUGCAUCCUGGCCUGCUUAGUGCUGCUGCACUUCGCUGCUGCAUUUGGCCCUGUUGCACUGCUACACAAUGACCAGCAGGGGGCGCUCUACCUAUUUUUGUCCUUGAUCUCCAGAGGCGCCUUCGUGGCUCUGGCGACUUUCCUAUCAGUUGCAUAUUUUGUGUUUUAUUGCUAUGUCCGUGCCGACUCCAAGCAUAUUUAUCAUCUGAACAACACGUCGCCAACGCCAGCUGAGCGGUUUAACCGUUGCCCAUUUGCAGAAAGCAGAGAUUGGGACCGGGCAGCAGGCGCGGUGCUGCUAUCCGCAGUCUUCUCUCUCGCUUGUGCAGGGUUGCAGCUCUACGCCAUGCUGCACGCCCUUGGCCUUGCGGGAAGAGCUGAAGCCUUUCGACCGUGGCCAUGGUGGACUUUUCAGUUCAGCUGUCGAGUGUGUGAAGCUGUGGUCUGCCUCACACUGGUGCUUGUAGUUGCUCAGCCAGUUUACUGUUCAGACCACCUUCCCCAGCCAGGCGGAUGCUGGACAGGACUUCUUGCAGCAAAGUCCCCCAUCUUUCCCGGGAGCUAUCAGUGGACUCUAUCCCAGCAGGAGAAGCUGGCCAUCUGUGAUCCAAUCGCGCAUGGAGAAACAGAGUGCCUACCCUUGUACACACUUGUGGAUGAACGUCUGGGGAGCUUAAAUGGCAUUGAUCUUUUAUAUCAUAGUAACCGAGCUUUGGCCUAUCGUGACCUUGACCUAGACUUGCCCAACAAUCAGCCUAACACCGGCGCCCCCUCCGGAGGGUCCUCCUGCACCAGCGACUCCACGGCAGAUCUGCGCCCUCCAUCGCCAAUAAAUCUGCGCCGAAGCAUCGAUGAAGCACUGUUCAGCGAGUCUCUAUUUCCUAUGAGUCUUUUCAGUCCCCUGCGGCCCUUCGCCACUAGCGACCGUUCACUGGAUGGUAGGGAGACCAACUCCACACUCAGAGACACUCUGACGCCAGAUCCAGGCCUAUACAGAACAUCUUCCUGUGUGGAGGUCCUACCCCUGGGCCCUCUCCCUUCUCAAGCCCAACAAGGUGGUCCUUCGUUAGGCUUUCCUCCAUCCCCAUCUCCCUCCCUGUCAUCCUCCACUUGCUGCUCAUCGUCAGAACGCUGGUUAGGCAGCUCCAGUACCUCGUCCAUCUACAGGCAGUCGCUGGCUGGUUCCUCUCUGGUUUUGUGCUCUAGUCCAGAGAGAUAUCGCCAUGCUCCACCCUCUACUCUGAGUGGUAGUUCAAAUUGCACUACCACUUUUCUCCAUCAAGAGGGCGGUAUACAGAGACCCUACAGAACAUUAAACUCACAAGAGAGUCUGGACCAGCAGUCAGAGUUUGACCAGUCUGUCCAAGAAGAGUUUAUCAGUGUGUGCAGACAGAUUGAUUCUCUCAGCAUCUGCAGUGAGACUAUUGACCUAUAGGUAGACUACUUCCACACAAAGAAUGAUGGACGCACAGGCAAACUAUGUCAUUUGACAGGCACGGUGCCAAAACAGAUUUGCUCUGUAUUUAAUGUAGACGGGCAAAUGUUUUGUAGACUAGAACUGUGCCAAAUGUUACGUUUUAUACGAGUGUGGGUUGAAUGUCUCGGAGGUAAGUCACCCAAAGAGAUAGAUAAAGUCUUUUUUUCUUGGAAAGGAUUAAGUGCCACCGACUGUCAGAAUCCGAGGCAGGUUUUGUACAAAACUUCUCAAUACUUAUUGGUAAACAAAUUUGUAAUCGUGAAGCAUUUGAUGUUUUGACAUUUAUAUAAUGCUAACAGUGACGUUUAUAUAGGCAUUUGUACAAAAUCCCUUUGUUGUCUAUAUGAUUAUUAAUGUGAGAGUGAGAACUACUGAUAACCAUACUGUUAAACCUAUUCUUACAAUUAUAUAUUAUAACAAUAUCCUGCCAACGCAAGUUGAAAAUCAACUUGUGCUUUUGGGUUUCCUGUGAGUUGAAAGAAUAUGCAAUAUAAAUGUUGAAUAGGCAAAUCGAUUUAAUCAGUUUAUUCAAAGGGAGAAAAUCAAAAGGGCCGAUGUAGUGCCAUCUACUGGUAAUGUAAAAAACGGACACCUAGCACUUCAAGAAUGGAGCUUUAGCCUGCCAUUACAUUUAUCUUAAUGUAUUAUUAAUAAGUACAAUUAAUAAUUUAUUUAAGUCUUGCACCACGUUUCAACUACUCAAUACACUGUUAACAAUCCAUUUUAAAAAUCAAGAUAAAGAAGACUUUGUACAUUUUGUAGCGUGCAU
This is a messenger RNA of Triplophysa dalaica, 3972 nucleotides long. RefSeq names its product proline rich transmembrane protein 4b (gene prrt4b). The transcript is spliced from 4 exons. The record is from RefSeq and is a predicted model, not a curated record. The coding region runs from base 204 to 3161 and encodes 985 amino acids. Lineage: Eukaryota; Metazoa; Chordata; Actinopteri; Cypriniformes; Nemacheilidae.